Molecule: messenger RNA, 1917 nt
Organism: Anopheles coluzzii
Lineage: Eukaryota; Metazoa; Arthropoda; Insecta; Diptera; Culicidae
Exons: 2
Coding region: 144-1688 (514 amino acids)
Molecular function (GO): protein binding
Source: RefSeq, a predicted model, not a curated record
UGUUUUUUCGCAGAACUGUCAAAGUACAACAAAAGAAUGGGUUGACGUAUUUUGAAACAAGUUAGGACUUGUAAAACGCAAUAAGCUUUUGUUGGUGGAUCGAACGUGGUGCACCCGUGUGCGUGCGGGCGUGCGAGGUUACGAUGAAGGCGAACGAGGUGUGGAACGCCGUUAUGAAGGGCGACAUGGAGAAGCUGCGCCAGCUGACCCAUGCCAAGGCACCGCGGCCAGACUUUGGCAAGCGGUUCGACAACCAUCACUGGAACAUACUGCACCACGCCGUCGUCAGCCGCAAUCUGGACUGCGUCAAGCUGGUGGUGGACCACUUCCAUCCCGCCACCAACGUGCAGUGCUACGAAGGGCUCACCCCGCUGGCGCGCGCCUGCGAGCAGUCCGUGUCGGCCGACAUCGUGAGCUACCUGUUGCGUCUGGACCGCAGCGUGGUCAACACGGGGGACACGGAGAGCAUCACGCCGCUCCACUACGCCGUGUCGAACGAUCGGCUGGAUCUGGUCGAGCUGCUGAUAGCGCACGGUGCCGAUGUCAACCUGAACGACUACGCGGACGAAACCGCCCUCCAUACGGCCGCGUUCGACACGGGCAAUAUUGAAAUUUUAAUCUAUUUGCUAUUUAUCGCCAAAGCCAAGUGGCAGUUCCUGAACGCGGCCGACGAUGCCGAUUUUAACGUGAUCGAUAUAUUUAGCGCUCGGGGGCCCUGUUCCGCGCGCAACAAGGUCGCGUGCUUCAAAAUCCUGUACAACCUGGAACACCCGAACCACAUGUACCGCCAGCGGUACGAUGUGAACGACAUACUUAAGCCCGCACUGCUUAGCUAUCGCUCCCAGUCCUCCCUGAUCCCGUAUUUCAUCGAAACGGAACUGAAGUGGGAAAAGCAGGAACGUGUUCGCUCUUUGUACGAAAGACUGAUUCCCGACUACGAGCUGUUGGCGCUGCUGGUGCUGUGCGAGUGUGGCCCGGUCACGGCGGAACGGGCCGAGCUCGAAUAUACCUGGCCGCUGGUUUGCUGCGUGCCGCUGCUGACCGCCGAUUUGGUACGCUUGUUAACAUUUUUCAUCCAGGGCGACGAGCAGCGGCCCGCCGACGAGGUGAGCCAGCUGUUGGAAGAUUUUGUAGCAUUUAGCAACGCAUCGUUGAAAACCCUGAAACAAACCGUACGCAACAUUAUGCCGGCGGUCGUGAUGGAAAUUCACGCGCUGGACAACGUCAAGAUUAACGCGCUGCUGUACGAGCAGUACCAGCGUGCCAUCGAUUAUCUGGCCCUGCUGAACGGCACCGAGCUGGAUGCACUCGUUAAACAUUUACUCACCGAAGUUGUACGCACAAAGAUGGACAUGAUUUUUCCAUGUCUGAAGUAUUGUUCUUAUGGAUUUUUGGCGCGCCGCAUCAACGAUGCCAUACCGAAGAAUCCACUAUACCAGUGGCUGCUGUACCGGUUUGGCACGUGGCGGGCGAUCUACAGUAUUAUGGGCAGGCCCCAGUUUGAGCUGUUUACGCUGAAACGCUUCGCCCGGGACACCGUGCGAGAGGUUGUGUGGAGAAACAUGAACCGGUUGGCGCCGGACAAGGUGCAGAUUAUGAAUGGGCGGCUCCAGUCGCUCGAUCUUCCCACUGAGAUGAAACUUUAUCUUAUAUAUCGCGACAAUUCCUCGAAAAUGCUGUUUGUUUAGAGGGAAAAUUGUCAAUUUUUAACGGGGGUUGGGCAGAGACGCGCCAAGGGGAAAUGGGAGAGCAUAUGAAAUAAUUAUCACUGCAUGUAAUUCACGGUACCGUGUAUAUGUAUGUUUGGCUGUGUAUGUGUUAACGCUUGUUGGUAGACAACGGGCAUUACAUAAAUGGGAUAGUUCCCAUGAUCAUUCACGAUCAAUAAAGUUAUACUAAACUGCAAACGUAGAACAA